CCGUCAGUAUAUAAAACCUGUGCUGAGCACCAGCAACCCUACUGCUCUGGUGUCCUGAUUUCUCCACCAUGCACCGUCUCUCACUUAUGUUCGGUGCUGCCACCCUCUUGGUCCUGUGCCUGCAGCUAGGGAUCAACAAGGCUCAAGAUAGCACAAGUGGUCGAAAGGAACUUAUAUUUUAUUUAGAUGUUCCACGAUAUGCAAGUAAAAAUGAAGAGAUUACUGUGAAACUUGGAAUAAAAACAGAAUAUAGAGAAUGUUUUGUGGCCAAAGCUUUCCUUGAAAGUUCUGAAAAAAUGGAAGGUAGCUUCAACUUUAAACAAACCCGCUGCGUCUGUAAUGAUCAAGUAAACCUCUACUGGGACUUCCCAGUCAACAAAACUAUCACUUUUAAAGUAUUGGUUCAUCUUACUGAUGACAAAAAUAUCUGCCCUAACGAUGAGGCAGUGGUGCCCAUCAAAGGAGACCUGUAUUAUACUUACCGUACUGUGGUUGUGACCUAAUGGAAGCCUCUUGUGUGUCUUUCAAAACCAAUGUAAUUUUUCUCUAAGUAAAAUUGACUGGAAUAUCCACGACAGUCUGUUAAAUAAAAUUCUUAGAAGCUU
Mesocricetus auratus (golden hamster) is the source of this 605-nucleotide messenger RNA. It is a transcript of the gene Pip, whose product is annotated as prolactin induced protein. Gene Ontology annotation, molecular function: aspartic-type endopeptidase activity. Lineage: Eukaryota; Metazoa; Chordata; Mammalia; Rodentia; Cricetidae. The transcript has 4 exons. Gene Ontology annotation, biological process: proteolysis; regulation of immune system process. Bases 69 to 503 code for a protein of 144 amino acids. The record is from RefSeq and is a predicted model, not a curated record. Gene Ontology annotation, cellular component: extracellular region.